CAAAUAGAAGGAUGGGACCAGAAGAGCCUUGAAAGCUGUUGGAUCCUCCAGUUGCUUAGGGACGUUCAUUCCAAAGCAGAUACGAACUGCAGAUUAUUCCAUAAUCCUCUGUUUAGGAUACAGUGCACAAAAAGGAUAAGGAGGUCAGGGAUCAGUUUGCAGGAAGGGGGAGCGGGGGUGAGUAGAGAAGAGCCACAUGUCUCGCGAAGCCUGAAUACCGACGGGGAACUGAAACUUGCCAGCCCACUCCCUUUAGGAGGACACCCCCCGCCCCGCCCCAGCGUUGCACUUGCUGCCAUUCUCACUAAUGAUUCUUUCCACGCAUUAACGGAGCCCUGGCAAACCCUCUGGUGGAGUAGAGGCGAGGGUGAUCCCACCUCCUUUGUCAUCCAGCUAUUUCAUCCCGGAGAAAAGCCCCCAGCAGUUCCAUCGACGCCCGUCGGGGAGCAAGGAGAACCGGCCGGAGGAAGCGGAGGAGCGGUGGAAAGACCGCGCGGCCAGGCAGGGCGCAAACAUCUGCGCCGCGCAGUGGGGACGCGCCUUUCUGCGCUUCUUUCGGCAGGUGGAAAAAUGCACAACUCGACCGCAGCCGGGAGUUCGAAGGGCUGAAAACUCUCCGAAACUAGCGGCGCUCGUUCCGGCCGGAAAGCGAAACUAGUUCGGCCCAUACGGAAGUUCUCGGCGGUAAAAAAAAAUAAAAAAGAAGGCAACGCUGGUUCGGUUCCAAGAGCGGCUCCGCACGCUUUCCUCUCCCCUCCGCUUCAGCUAACCCCCAAAGUGGUCUAAAGACGAGGCUGUAGGACGGCUCCCCCCCGCCCAGCCUUUUUUAUUUAAUGUUAAUUAUUACGGAAAGCUCGUUCUGCUGGCCGUUUGCAGCCUCAGCGCAAGACGCCGCCGCGGCCAAGAUUUUGCACCGGGACGGUAGCGCCAUGGACGUGACUCCGGCUCCAUCAUGAGCAAGCGGCGUCCGGCUCGCGGACCAUGUCCCAUGUUCCCAGAAAUCAUGAUUGGACUAUGCCCGCUGAUUCAAUAAAGCUGCCAGCUGAUGAUCAGAAUACUGUAUUGCAAAGCUUCUUUAAGGUGUAUCUUCAUGAUUCUGCCAUUGUUCUUAGUUCUGGUACCAGAAGCGUCAUCUGAUAAUAUGACUGAAAUCCGAAAUGAUUAUGAGAAUAUUCUAAUCAACAUGAUUAAUCAUCUGGAGACACUCAUUAAUCAGAACAUCAGCAGCUGUAAAACCAGGAUAUGUUCCUCCUGUUCACCUGAGAAUACAACCAUAAUUGGCCUGACAUCGUGUCUGAAGAUAAAGGCAAAUUGUACUAAAAUUUUUCCUGAAUUAAAGAACAAAAUGAUCUCUGUUUCAGAGUUGACAACAAAAAUAUUAAAUAAGAAUGGUUAUACCUUACAACCACUCAACCACAGCCAGUGUUAUCGUCAAUGCAGGAAAUACAUCAGAAAAUGUGACUCUACUGAUACUUUGUGUUGCCUAAAGAAUGCUGUUGCAGCCUUGCGUUCCUGGUGGCAGAAGUUUCUUUAUCAUGGUUAUUCCUAAAGGGAAUCAAGUGAUAAGUAUAACUUUUAUAAGAGUUAAGAGCAGCUUUUAUAAUCUAGAUAUACAUCAGACUUUUUCUACAGAAAAUUAUGCAAAUAUCCUCUGCUAAUGCUUUGACAAGACUGUUGAAUUUGUUCCAUGAGUCCCACAACAGAAAAAGUUGGAAGAAGAGAAGCAGGCUGCCAACAUCUCAAGUGCUAAUGAAAGUUUUAAAAAAAGACAAUAGAAUGAAUGAAAUGUUCCAUAUUUAUUUUUUUCCUGUUUUACAACAUAUACAUGUGCUGUAUAUAUUUUGCAUCCUAUGAAAUUUUGACCAACAUAAGGAUUCCUGAACAUAUUGUCUUCAUAUGUUAAUAGAUUUGGAAAGAAAACAAGGAGUGAUAAUUGAGAGCAAGGUAGCAAUUUGGGGAAAGGUACAAAUAGAUAGCUUGUAAG
This is a messenger RNA of Ahaetulla prasina, 1984 nucleotides long. It is a transcript of the gene IL7, whose product is annotated as interleukin 7. Gene Ontology annotation, molecular function: growth factor activity; interleukin-7 receptor binding. The transcript is spliced from 6 exons. The coding region runs from base 1046 to 1549 and encodes 167 amino acids. The record is from RefSeq and is a predicted model, not a curated record. Gene Ontology annotation, biological process: immune response. Gene Ontology annotation, cellular component: extracellular region. Lineage: Eukaryota; Metazoa; Chordata; Lepidosauria; Squamata; Colubridae.